Molecule: messenger RNA, 3063 nt
Organism: Phaeoacremonium minimum UCRPA7
Lineage: Eukaryota; Fungi; Ascomycota; Sordariomycetes; Togniniales; Togniniaceae
Product: putative dna polymerase v-like protein
Exons: 2
Coding region: 1-3063 (1020 amino acids)
Biological process (GO): regulation of DNA-templated transcription
Cellular component (GO): nucleolus
Molecular function (GO): transcription factor binding; rDNA binding
Source: RefSeq, a predicted model, not a curated record
AUGGGGAACAAGCGAAAGCGCGGCGCAAAAGAGAGCGCAAACGGCGUGCCCCUGUCGCAGAAAAGAGCAAAGACCGAGGCAAAGACAGACGUUUCUGCACCCGCGAAGAAGGCAGCUGUCGAUAACAAGAAGUAUCUGCUCGAUAAGGAGCCCUUCCCCGAACAGCUCACCACCACCCAGGAACGUCUGCGAGAAGGGGCUCUUUAUAAUUUCCUCGGCAGUGAAGACGACACCGAACGGCUCGAUGCAGCCAACACAAUCAUCUCCGCCCUGCUCGAUGGCGAAGGUGUUUCCGAGUCCGUCCUCGACCGGCAUCUCGAGAAGCGGCUGUUUCGAGGCCUGGCUAGCGGCCGGAAUGCAUCGCGACUAGGGUUCAGCAUCGUCUUGACCGAGAUAAUCCAGCAGUUGUUUGGAGAGAAAGACUUAUCGUCCUCGAGAUACCGAGGUUUGACGUUCGAUUUCGUCCUGAAUACGUUGAUGGAGAAGACCAAGCCUGUGGGAAAUAUCUCGGGCCAGGAAGAGAGGGAUCAUUACUUUGGACAAUUGUUCGGCAUAGAAUGCUUCGUCCGGGCCAAUGUCGUCUUCCAGGAACAGGAGAGGUGGGAGGCUAUCAUGAACUGCCUGCUCAAGGUUGCGAAAAAGAAGGUCUCGAUGCGCUCACAGUGCGUCUGGGUCAUCAUCCAGGCCGUGACGCAAAUGAAGAAGAAGGUGGCCGAGCAGACACUCCAGAAAAUUGCAGAUGCAGGCCUGGCCAAGUCCCCCGAGGCAGUUGGCCUUUGGAUUGUGGUCUUGGAUAAAUUCCGUGAUUUGCAGGUGCCAGCUAAGACCUGGCGAGAUCCACUGGCUUCCAAAUCUCUUCAAGAUCUUGCGUCCGUUUUGAAGGAUAGCGGAAGGUCCGAGGAUAACGCUGUUGAUGGUGCCCCCAAACACAAGCAAGGCUCAUGGAGUGCACAGCUGCAUUUUGUAUGGGACAUCAUUCUCGCGCACUUCAUUAAGUCAUCACUCAAAGGUGAUGGCACUUCAGAUCAGUUCAAACUCUUCUGGACCCGAGUUGUGGAUCAGGGUUUCUUUUCCAAGGGGGCGGCAGAUGUGCAGAAAUUCUCAGGAUUCAUGAUUUUUCAGAAAUUCCUCGAGGGAGGUGCUUCCCAACCCUUCGUCAUUGACAAUCUCUUCAGUAAGAACCUAAUGAUCUGUCUGAUGAACCAAGCCGCCAAGGAGGAUCGAUAUCUGCACCGUGCUGCAACCAAAGCCCUCAAGGCGAUAGAAACAGUCGUUGAGAAGAACCCAGACUUGGUCCUUCCAGUCUUGCAGGAACUUCUGGGCGACAAUGGUGCUUACAAUUUCGACGAGCGCACUAGGAGCAAGACCAUUGAGAAGAUUCUACAACACACCCAAGCUAAGCAUGGCAAGCUUGUCAUUGAUGCGAUCAGGAGGCUUGUGCUCCUGACGCCUGAAGCUGAACAUGCUGAGAGUCACGGGAGAGUCUAUGGAGAAUAUCUCUUCAAGCUCACAUCAGUGCCAUCCGAAGAGCUGCAACCCGGUGAGACACAAGAGGCAUCAGUAGCGGGCCAGGCGCUGCUCGAAUUCGCCCACUCCUCUUACUCUUCAGACGAUUCUUUGCCAGCUCUGACCGAAAAGACGAAGAGUAUGCUACGGGGCCGCUUCAUGGCAGCUCUGUCGAAAUUUGUUAAGAAACCGGAGGACUUCCCCGACUUCUGCAAUGCAAUUCUCUCAAUCGACAUCAAUAGCGUCGAGAUGGAUGAGGAGCUGCAGUCUGAGCUUGUUGAGGCUCUGGAAAAGCUACAGUCGCUCAUGAAGCCACCGAAGAAGAGCAAGAAGACCGACGAAUCGCGGGGACCCAACCAAGGAUUAGCCCUGCUUUAUGCCGUCGCGAUUCUUCAGCUCUAUAAUGAAGAACCUGAUGCUCUGGAGGUUUUGGGUGAUUUAAAGCAGUGCUAUGCGAGCCUUUCCAGUAAGCAGAAGAGCGAUGCAGAGACAUCUAGCAUCCUUGUGGAGGUUCUCCUCUCUUUGGUAGCUCGGCCAUCUAGCCUGCUGCGACAGUCGUCUUUGCGCGUGUUUGAAGCAUUCACAUCCUUGAUGACUGCAGAGUCUCUUCAACUCUUGACAGAUACUCUCAACGCCGAAGAAAGUGCAAAGGGUCAGCAAGCUCUCUUCCAGACAGAAGACGAGAUGGAGGGUAUCGAAGAAGGAGAAGGAUCCGAUGAUGAGGAUCUGGACGGGUCUGAUAUUGAUUCUGACGUGGAAUUUGUUGGCAUGGCAGAUGCAAAUGGCGCUGAAGAGGAAGGUGAAAAUGAAGACGAUGAAAACGACAGCGAUGAUGGGGAAGACGAGGAAGGGGAAGAUGACCAGAACCUGAAAGAGCUAGACGAUGCCCUAGCCAAGGUUCUCCAAAGCCAUCGCUUGGAUAAAGACAAGGAUGCAGACUCAUCUGAUAACGACUCGGAUAUGAGCGACUCGGAGAUGAUGGAGCUAGACGACAAGCUCACCGAGGUAUUCAAGCAGCGCGUCAAGAAGAUGAACAAGAAAAAGGACAACAAGGAUGCCAAGGAGACGGUCAUCAACUUCAAGCAUCGCGUUCUGGAUUUCCUGGCAAUUUACGUUGAGAAGGAGGCAACCAAUGCGCUGGCAUUCAGCCUCUUGGUACCGCUGCUGCAAUGCAUGCAAGCUACACAAAACAAGGCCAUCGCAUCCAAGGCGUGCGAGGUCAUCAUCAGCUUCUCUCAGGCCUUGCGAAAGGUGCGGAGCCGGAAAGACCCGAUUGGUGGACUGAAGAAGAAUGAAUAUCUGGAACUCCUGCAGGAAAUCCAUGCUGAAGUGCCUAAGGACUUGUCGCACGCUCAUGCGAAGGCAGCCUCCACCGCUAAUCUCAUUGUCAUCUCCAGCCUCUUCUACCAAGACGAGAGCAGCUUCCCAUCCAUUUCUUCCUUAUAUGCGGAGACGGUGGCGAAAUGGGUCCAGGAGAAGACGGCAUUCCAGCAUUCAUUCUUGGCUGAAUGGAAUUCGUGGAUGCUGAGCCAGUGCCAGUCUCCCACAGCUGGCUGA